AGUGGUAGUCAAUGUCACCAACAUUUUAGUGUCGAUGAUAACUAAAGUAUAGUUGUUUGACGCAGUUAUCGACAUUGCUUACAAAACUAUUUUACUUCUUGACAUGGGAUGUUGCACGGUAAAGGUUGGAAUCCAUUUUAAAAUAAUUCUCAGGUCAUCCAAAGAAAGUGCUUAAUUAUCUUAUGUUAUAAGACGGUGUCAAAUGACCCAAAACUAAUAUUCAUCCAAAACUAUUUGUUAAUUUUAAUUUGUGUUCUAAUUUUAUGGAACGAUAUUUUCACCUCAAAUAAAAUAUUUAUAUUCAAAAUUUUAUCAUCACAUAUCUCAGUUAUCAUGAUGUUUUACGUAAUUUGAGAGUCCUUGUUUUUCAAUGUUCAAAAUUAUUCACCCCUUUCAAAGAUAUUCCACCAGUUUGAACAGGGACAUGUAUUUAUAAUUAUAAAUGAUAUCAGAGUAAGCCCUUACUUUUAAAACGGCAACAAGGUAAUUGUAUUUAUAAAUAACGGAAUAGAUACAUUAUUCAACUAACGUUAUAGGAUAGAGAUAUGGGACAUGAAAGUGGAGCCUGAAUUUAAAUCUUCCGUACGUCUUUCGUCUGUAUAAUUUUAGAGCCUGUUUUGAAUGGUCCACGGAUUAAAUUUACUUUGUAGCAGUUUGAGGACAAGCGUCACGGGUGUCACAAGUGUCAGAGAGAUUCGGUCCUUUGGUUUGUGUGACGUACUACACAGGAAGAUAAUACAUUUUCAAGAUGAACUGUAGCAUUGUCUUCUUUCUUGUUACAUUAAGUAAGUCUUGGCUGCUGUGCUUGUGGUUUAUUUUUCAAGGUUUCAUUCGGUACACAAUUAACUUAGUUUUACGUUUAAAUAUGCGCGUGUUCUGUAAAUAUUUGUCAACGGCGUCUUGUAAACAUAGAUUUGAAGAAUCAACCGAAUCGUGUUUUCAUAGUUAAUAUUCCCAAACUGUUGCUGGGAGACACAUUUGUAUUUUUCUGUCCCAAGCUUUUAAUUCUUCCUGUGGACAGACGGACCCAACCACACCGCCUGAGACAGCAGACUGCGGCGGAACACUGGAGCAAUGUCAAGAUGAUUAUGGGGCUAGUCCGCAAAAAAGGUGGGUUAUUAUCUGUGAUUAUCAUGCUCAUAUGAUAAGAAACAUAUGUUAUAUUAAACAAAUAUCAUUUUAAACAUUUUAUAUAAGUUAUUCGCCAGCAAAAGUCAAACACCAUCACCACCACGCAGGCUAUAUAUAGAUACGCCAGAGUGUGGUUAUAUAAUGAGUUCACUAGCGGGCAAAAUAUAAUUCCCGAUAACUAAGCUACAUGAUAUAUAUCUAUUUUUAAUAACGCAAUUGCGUUUGGUGCGUAAUAUUUUCUUUUCGGAAAUGAAAUCGUCUCAAUUUAAGUAUUGAGUAAAAAAAUAUUCGGUUUAAAAGUGGUUAGGGCAUGAGAGUAUUAAUAGAGUUCAUGGGCGUGGAAUAACAAGUGUGCAGCGACGUAUCAUGAAACAAAAAAAAGGGGGGGGAGGGGUGUAGCAAAAUUGGGAUUCUUCUUAAAGGUGCGUAACUUGAGUUCACGUUUUUGUCAAGUAACUUUAGUAGAUGGUGAGUUCACGCAUUGCUGUCGCCAAUGUCUGGCGGGUACAUCUAGUAGAUGGGGACUUCACCCAUUGCUGUCGCCAAUGUCUGGCGGGUACAUCUAGUAGAUGGGGAGUUCACGCAUUGCUGUCGCCAAUGUCUGGCGGGUACAUCUAGUAGAUGGGGAGUUCACGCAUUGCUGUCGCCAAUGUCUGGCGGGUACAUCUAGUAGAUGGGGAGUUCACGCAUUGCUGUCGCCAAUGUCUGGCGGGUACAUCUAGUAGAUGGGGAGUUCACGCAUUGCUGUCGCCAAUGUCUGGCGGGUACAUCUAGUAGAUGGGGAGUUCACGCAUUGCUGUCGCCAAUGUCUGGCGGGUACAUCUAGUAGAUGGGGAGUUCACGCAUUGCUGUCGCCAAUGUCUGGCGGGUACAUCUAGUAGAUGGGGAGUUCACGCAUUGCUGUCGCCAAUGUCUGGCGGGUACAUCUAGUAGAUGGGGAGUUCACGCAUUGCUGUCGCCAAUGUCUGGCGGGUACAUCUAGUAGAUGGGGAGUUAACGCAUUGCUGUCGCCAAUGUCAGGUGGGUACAUCUAGUAGAUGGGGAGUUCACGCAUUGCUGUCGCCAAUGUCUGGCGGGUACAUCUAGUAGAUGGGGAGUUAACGCAUUGCUGUCGCCAAUGUCUGGCGGGUACAUCUAGUAGAUGGGAAGUUAGAUUAUUGCUGUCGCCAAUGUCUGGCAGGUACAUCUAGUAGAUUAUAAUUCCCCAAAUUAAAAAAAAAAAGAACGUUUCUCCUACUUAAUGUUCCUAUGAGUUUUUCGUUUCUUUAUUUGGGCGAAAACUGAAUGACUCCUUGGACGAAAGAGUCAGGCGACGAAAAAAAUGGGUUUAGGUAGUGGAAGUCCAGGCACAAAUUGACUUUCAGAUGUGGAGCUGGCAUGUCAUUCGCUAUCUUUUCAUCAAUGUCUGGGGACAGGUUAGUGAGGGGGGAAAACACUGGUCCUGGGUUGGGGAGGUGAUCCCCUUGUGUGCCGAGGUCGGGGACACGCCCAUGCGAGACGAAAUAGCUACAAUGGGCGUCCCCCCACUCCAUCAUCGUAAUGGAAGUAGGGUACGUCUAGAAGUUAGGGGUGGUGGGUAGGUCUAGAAAGUAGGUAUGAUAAGUAGGUCUAGAAGGUAGGUAUAAUGAGUAUGUCGAGAAGGUAUUAUUGUUCUUCCGUCGAGGAUCGACGAGGACCAUCGAGUCGUCUGGUGACUGAUGACUUGCGCGGGUGUCUUUGUUUAAAGUGAAGAAGAGUUGCGUGGCGUCUACCUCACUCUCUCGUCCGAGCCCACCAUAUCCAGUGGCUAGACUCUACGUCAAGACGACCAGGGAUGGGUUCGGUUGCAGGAAUUGUCAUUGUUUGUGCCUUACGGGACUCCAACUCCGGGUUUGAAUUCAGAGUUUCCUUCUCUUAGAUGAGUUGCCGACUAAGGUUAACGAGUGUCAUCCACCCGGGGUGAUGUUUUUGCUUGACUGGCCUUUGGCUGGACUUGAACACCAGACCACCAACUUGAGGUUUGCUCAGUUUGACCAUUUGGCCACCCACCUGGGUGGCUGGGUCGAGAAGGUAGGUAUGGUGAGUAGGUCUAGUCUAGAAGUUUAAGUUUGGUAUGGUGGGUAGGUCUAGUCUAGAAGUUUGGUAUGGUGGGUAGGUCUAGAAGGAAAGUGUUGUGUGUAUGUCUAAUAGAUAGGUAUGUGGGGUAGGUCUAGAAGGUAGGUAUGGGGGAUAAGUCUAGAAGGUAGGUAUGGGGGUAAGUCUAAAAGGUAGGUAUGGUGAGUAGGUUUAGAAGGAAGGUGGUGUGUGUAUGUCUAGAAGAUAGUUAUGGUGGGUAGGUCUAGAAGGUAGGUAUGGUGGGUAGGCCUAGGAGGUAGGUAUGGUGCGUACGUCAAGAAUGUAGGUAUGGCGGGUAGAUCUUGAGGAUAGGUCCUGAGGGUGGGCUGGAGUGUAAGCUGGCGAUAGUUCUGGAGGGUUGGUCUGAUGAACAAAUGUAAGCAUUUUGGUGUCACAGGUAAUCUGCAAAAUUGGAAACACGUGUUCUUAUAAAAUUGAUCCAUAAUCACGAGAGUUGGAGAUAUGGUUUCGAAUUUAUAUACGAAAACCGCAGCUAUACGACUUGGGCUGCAACCUAUUUCUGGCGUAUGUAUACAAAUUGCAGUCAAAUUUGGAAAGAUCAAAUGCGAUGUCCGCAGAUAAUCUAGUGAUCUGCAGCUCUGCAAAAAGAUUCAGCAGCUACAGAGCCAGCGGAUAGAGGAAGUCGAAUGUGCUAAAAAAUUUAAAUGGUGCAUAUUGUGGAGAGGAUUAUGUUCUCAGUAUUUACAAAUUUGAGAAAGUCUUUAAAAGAGAAAUCUGUGGGAAGAAGCUCAAAUUGGACCAUGCAUCAACUUAUAUGGGCGUGAAAUUGCACCCAAAAUUCCAGCUACACCAUCAUAGUUGCAACCCCAGUGUCCCGCUACCCGCCGAAAUUGAGCCACAGUGGAAAGCGUAACGCUAUUUUCAAUCGUAAGAUCGGUGGGUAAGCCGGAAACUUUUAAAAGAUCCUCUUUUAUGGACGCAGUCCACGAACUUGAGAGAAAGCUCCAUUCACCCGAAAACGGAGAGAAGAUGCGGUUGAUCCCAAAUUGAUGACCAAAAGAACGUUUGAAACUCUUGAUGUGCGACUGACAUGGGUAAAUGCGGAGGUUACAACGUCGUUCUCUUGUUGCCCAAAUAGACGCCACUUUAAGGACGAUUGAUGCAUACAAGGAUAUCGUGGUCAAAGUCUUAAGCGACUCCACAGACACAGGCUUCACAGACACAGACUUCACAGACACAGACUUCACAGACACAGGCUUCACAGACACAGACUUCACAGACACAGGCUUAACAGACACAGACUUCACAGACACAGACUUCACAGACACAGGCUUCACAGAAACAGGCUUCACAGACACAAACUUCAGAGACACAGACUUCACACGAGCGAAAAUAAAGUUAGAUACGGUGCACUCAUUCUUUAACAGAAGGGGGUGUCUCUAACAGAGGAGAUUCUGAGAGUGACUGGGAAGUAUAACAUAGGCCCCGAUUCAGAAAUUGAAGCUAUACUUAUGGGCUAUUCUCAUGAGCUAUACUUAUGAGCUAUACUUAUGAACUAUAUUUAUGAGCAAAACUUACAAGCUAUACUUAUGUCACUUAAAAAAGUACUCCAGCGAUUAGCUAAAAGAGAACCAUUUUUGCCCAUCGAAGUGUUUAACGAUUGUCAGGUUGCUCUCGAAAUGUGAGUUGGUGCUCAAGGGACACGAAAAUGUUCAAUGCAACUCUACAUGUAGCAUGAGAAAUAAAGUCCUAUGAAGUAGUGUGGAACUGUACUGGUUCCGUGGAGACGCAAGAUUACCUCCAAAAUGAAAGAACCGACACGUUAGCUUGGCAACCAGCCACAACCAAACUGACCGAUGUGGUCAAACCAUGUUAAAAGUUAAUUUUCGGAAAAAAAUUAGGCUCGGUCAAGACUUAAAAGUUAACUUUCGGUUUUAUUUCGGUUUCAGCCGAAAGUGAUUGAGAAUUUCGGGAAGAAUGGUUUAAGAAUUGGGAAAACGGAGACACGGCUCGAAUGUUUUCCUUGAACAUGUCACCGCCUAAAUUAUGGGAUCAAUGGUGGUGAUUAAAGGGCGGUCACCAGAAUCUCAAUGGCAACAUGAGAACAGAACAUUUUCCAACUGGAAUCUAUUUAAAUAGUUUUAAAAACUCUUCGUGACCUGAGCUUCUGCCUUUGUAGGGAGGUGACAGAGAUAUUAUAGUGCUGGCCGACCGAGUGCCCAACACAGUCCACGUCAGAGGUCUAGGACAUGGGGACGCCCAGGAAAUUUGACAUGCCUGGAAAGUGCUAACCCGGGCCCUAAGGGAGCGUAAGCUUAGGCCCCCCCCCAAAAAAAAGAGCAGGAACACAUGUGUUACGCUAGUACUUCUCCCACCGCCCCCCCCCCCAGCCCAAACGCUGCAAACCAGGCACUGCCCGAUACGAAGUUAUCUACGUGAACAUGACUCACGUAGGGGUCCUAAGUGUCAACACCGUAAUCUUGCCGCUCUGGCAGUAGAACAUCGAAGUGUAGAGUGCCUCAAUGCCGAAGGAGGAUUUGACAUGUCCAGCCCGGAAACCUGUGAAAAUCGUUUAAGUUAUGGCAACGCCCAUGUGAUGUGCUUACCAAGGUUAUAGAAGUUUCAGUUUCACCUUAAAAGAGAAUUCAUGAUAUUUUGACAGUGCCAAUAUCCAUGUAUGAAAACAAUUUAUGUUUUAUUUGCAAUUGCACGAUAUAAGUUGUGUAUUUCGUAGACUAGUUUUUUUUUUUUUUUUUUUUUUUUUUUUUUUUUUUUUUUUUUUUUUUUUUUUUUUUUUUUUUUUUUUUUUUUUUUUUUUUUUUGUUUUAUUGACUACAGAAAAAUAAUAACUGCAAAUUUAUGAAACGGAAACAAGUCAUCAAAUGAGUGCAAUAAGCAGAGUCCCCAGUCACUGUAGAUUAUAAUAAUGGUAAUAAUCCACGGUUGCAGUGCCAGGCGUAUAAAUAUUUAGACUCUAUUUCAGAAAGGAUCUCUUGGCUCUACGCCAGUGUGUGACAGAUGCCCCUUGUGAUGACAGCGAAGACGACACGGCCGAGAAAGAAAGACUGCUGUUUGUUGUCAACUCAAAUCGUUUCCAUUGUACGUAAAAAAAGAUAUGGCGUAGGUAAACUUGUUUUGUGAUAGGUAAACUUGUUUUGUGAUAGGUAAACUUGUUUUGUGAUAGGUAAACUUGUUUUGUGAUAGGUAAACUUGUUUUGUGAUAGGUUAACUUGUUUUAUGAUAGGUUAACUUGUUUUGUGAUAGGUUAACUUGUUUUGUGAUAGGUUAACUUGUUUUGUGAUAGGUUAACUUGUUUUGUGAUAGGUUAACUUGUUUUGUGAUAGGUUAACUUGUUUUGUGAUAGGUUAACUUGUUUUGUGAUAGGUUAACUUGUUUUAAGAUAGGUUAACAAGCGGAUGUAUUAAUGAUCGCAUUAAUCAAGUGCCCUCCUUCCGCAAUGUUUCGUUAAAUCUAUUGCUACUAUCUGAGGGCUCGUUCUCAAACAAUUUCUGCUCAACAGCUCAAAUGUUUAAUAUAUCAGGAUUUCCCUUGGUUGUUUCCCCACUUUAAGAAAGUGUCAGUCUGAUGUCUCCAACAACGAACCAGUUGUCUGUUUAGAUAAAUAUUUUAAUUUAAAUACAUGUAUACAGGGUCUGGCCGGGGAAAAGUGGCACCCGUGGCGAAGCCAUCCUUGAAUAUACAUAACAAAUUUUCGUCAGGGCCGCCGCAAUAACAAGACGAUUUGGCGCCCUCAGUCUUUGUGAAAUACACGGGGUGUUACCUAAUAUACUUUGAAUAUCCUAUCUUAAAACGACUUUUCAAGUCCUUGAUGUUGUUACUAUGGGCAUAUGCAGUCUGCGCCCCUCCCAUUUCCCCAAGGCCCCUUGUGUGCACCCUUCACCCCUGCUUCUUACCCGAGGCCCCUUGUGUGCAUUUGACCUACGCUCACAUUUAGUAAAUUCGUGCAAUGUCCAAUGGACAGUUUCUGCCACAAGCUACAUCACAAACUUAUAAAAGUCUUUGUAGCAACUACAACACAAACUUAGAAAAGUCUCUAGUAACUACAUCACAAACUUAGAAAAGUCUCUAGUAACUACAUCACAAACUUAGAAAAGUCUCUGGUAACUACAUCACAAACUUAGAAAAGUCUCUGGUAACUACAUCACAAACUUAGAAAAGUCUCUAGUAACUACAUCACAAACUUAGAAAAGUCUCUAGUAACUACAUCACAAACUUAGAAAAGUCUCUAGUAACUACAUCACAAACUUAGAAAAGUCUCUAGUAACUACAUCACAAACUUAGAAAAGUCUCUAGUAACUACAUCACAAACUUAGAAAAGUCUCUAGUAACUACAUCACAAACUUAGAAAAGUCUCUAGUAACUACAUCACAAACUUAGAAAAGUCUCUGUAGCAACUGCAUCACAAAAAUAAGAAGUCUUUGAAGCAACUGCACCACAAACAUAAAAAAGUGUUUGUAGCAGCUGCACCAAAAAUAUACAAUUUUUGUAGCAACUGCGCAACAAAUUUUAAUAUAAAGUAUAUGUAGUAACUGCACCACAAACAUACAAAAGCUUGUAUGACAACUAGACUGCAAGCAGAAAUAAGAAUGUAUAGCAACAGAUUAAAAGUGUAACGAUAAAGGCACAUUUGGAAAUCGGCGUAUCCUAACUUGGAACACAUCCAGUGUUAAUUUGUACACUCACGGUGUCCACCCACAUAAAUCCAACACUGAAAACAUGUAGAGUCAAGAUGACUAUCCUAAUAAAUCCAACACUGUGUGGAUGAGCUUCAGUAUUUGAUUUCAUCACUAAUACGUCAUUGCAUUCUGGUCUUAGUAUCAUGAUUUGUUGGACAAUACAUUCUGGUCUUAGUAUCAUAAUUUGUUGAACAAUACAUUAUGGUCUUAGUAUCAUGAUUUGUUGAACAAUACAUUCUGGUCUUAGUAUCAUGAUUUGUUGAACAAUACAUUCUGGUCUUAGGAUCGUGAUUUGUUGAACAAUACAUUCUGGUCUUAGUAUCUUGAUUUGUUGAACAAUACAUUCUGGUCUUAGUAUCAUGAUUUGUUGAACAAUACAUUCUGGUCUUAGUAUCAUGAUUUGUUGAACAAUACAUUCUGGUCUUAGGAUCGUGAUUUGUUGAACAAUACAUUCUGGUCUUAGUAUCUUGAUUUGUUGAACAAUACAUUCUGGUCUUAGUAUCAUGAUUUGUUGAACAAUACAUUCUGGUCUUAGUAUCAUGAUUUGUUGAACAAUACAUUCUGGUCUUAGUAUCGUGAUUUGUUGAGCAAUACAUUCUGGUCUUAGUAUCUUGAUUUGUUGAACAAUACAUUCUGGUCUUAGUAUCAUGAUUUGUUGAACAAUACAUUCUGGUCUUAGUAUCAUGAUUUGUUGAACAAUACAUUCUGGUCUUAGUAUCAUGAUUUGUUGAACAAUACAUUAUGGUCUUAGGAUCAUGAUUUGUUGAGCAAUACAUUCUGGUCUUAGUAUCGUGAUUUGUUGAGCAAUACAUUCUGGUCUUAGUAUCAUGAUUUGUUGAACAAUACAUUCUGGUCUUAGUAUCAUGAUUUGUUGAACAAUACAUUAUGGUCUUAGGAUCAUGAUUUGUUGAACAAUACAUUCUGGUCUUAGUAUCGUGAUUUGUUGAACAAUACAUUCUGGUCUUAGUAUCCUAAUUUGUUGAACAAUACAUUCUGGUCUUAGUAUCGUGAUUUGUUGAACAAUAAAUUCUGGUCUUAGUAUCAUGAUUUGUUGAACAAUACAUUCUGGUCUUAGUAUCAUGAUUUGUUGAACAAUACAUUCUGGUCUUAGUAUCAUGAUUUGUUGAGCAAUACUUUCUGGUCUUAGUAACGUGAUUUGUUGAACUAUGCAUUCUGGUGUUGAAUUUGUAGAUUUGUUGAAUAGAAAUGUCACAGCUGUUUUGCUUUAUACAUGUUUUGCCUGCUUGAUAGUGGCCCACGACAUCUAAGAUGAUAAGAAAAUACUGUCUCUGACUAUAAGGAGAUAAUUAGAUUAUGUUUCUAACUAUUAUCUGAAUAUUCAUUACCCAUUUAUGGGUCACAGUUUAAUUUGUACUUCUUACAUAAAGUCGAUGAAACAAUUUUUACAUAUUUUUUUUUUACUCUUGUCUUUCAGGGAUACCAGCAGACGACCCAGGUGAAUCAAAAGCCGCUCAGACACUGUGCACCUCAACCCUUCCAAUUGUCAUUGCCCUUUUAACGAUGUUCAAAGUAACGUUUACAUAGUGCACAAUGUUGAAAUCAAAAAAAUUAUCCGAGAGGUGUCUCCGAAUUUAGAAGUUGUGGGACUAUCAUUUUAAUUCAGUCCCAAGCUGUUGGUAAUACGAAAACCUUGCAGUUUGUUAGGUGUCAGGUGAUUAUGUCAAGUAAGAAUGCACGCUUUAACGGAAGCAUUGGGUUGUUAAGAUCAAGAAUGCGAGGGUUCUCAAACUUAACUAAAAUUCGACUCAGUAGGGGAGUUUAUAAGGAUGUUAAAUUAUUUAAUGACAUUUCAUAUUAAACAAAGUGUCUUCGUAAGAUGUCUUAGACAUCUUACUGUUGUCUCUCCAGAAAAUUUUCAACAAAUGUGAAUGCGUUGUGGAAUUCAUUGUGAUGUUUCCCAUUUCAACUCUAAUCUUGAUGUACAGCUGGUUAUUCUUGCCAUGAAAAAAUGUUGUCUUUUUUCAAAUAUUUUUUUUAUUCAUUGAAUUUAGGAACAUUUUAUUUAAAAUUAACUUUAACAAUGCUUUUAAAUCUUCGAAUAACAUAAGUUGUCCAAAUGUUUUUAUGUAUUUCUUGGA
Messenger RNA from Lymnaea stagnalis (great pond snail), 9982 nucleotides. The record is from the annotation of a GenBank genome assembly. Lineage: Eukaryota; Metazoa; Mollusca; Gastropoda; Lymnaeidae.